This is a messenger RNA of Cajanus cajan (pigeon pea), 960 nucleotides long. Lineage: Eukaryota; Viridiplantae; Streptophyta; Magnoliopsida; Fabales; Fabaceae. The record is from RefSeq and is a predicted model, not a curated record.
AUGGUGGAGAAAGAAACAACUAAAUUCAUCAAAGCAGUCCGAUCUGACAGAGGAGGCGAGUUCACUUCUGUUGAGUUCAACAAAUACUGCGAGGAACAUGGAAUCAAGCGUUUCUUGACUGCCCCAUAUUCUCCGCAGCAAAACGGUGUAGCGGAACGAAAGAAUCGAACUAUUCUUGAUAUGGUUCGAUCUAUGUUGAAAGGGAAGAACAUGCCAAAGAAGUUUUGGGCAGAGGCGGUGCAACAACAAGACAAGACAUCAGAAUGCCUAAAGCUUAAAGCGCUCUUCACGCCAAGGUGUAGAUUGUUGAACGUAUCUGCCUUAAAGCGCUCUUCACGACAAGGUGUAGAUUGUGCUGACCUUAAAGCGCUCUUCACGCCAAGAUGUAGAUUGUUGAACGUGCCUACCUUAAAGCGCUCUUCACGCCAAGGUGUAGAUUGUGCCGACCUUAAAGCGCUCUUCACGCCAAGGUGUAGAUUGUUGAACGUGUCUACCUUAAAGCGCUCUUCACGCCAAGGUGUAGACUGUGCCGACCUUAAAGCGCUCUUCACGCCAAGGUGUAGAUUGUUGAAUGUGCCUACCUUAAAGCGCUCUUCACGCCAAGGUGUAGAUUGUGCCGACCUUAAAGCGCUCUUCACGCCAAGGUGUAGAUUGUUGAACGUGUCUACCUUAAAGCGCUCUUCACGCCAAGGUGUAGACUGUGCUGACCUUAAAGCGCUCUUCACGCCAAUGUGUAGAUUGUUGAACGUGUCUGCCUUAAAGCGCUCUUCACGCCAAGGUGUAGAUUGUGCCGACCUUAAAGCGCUCUUCACGCCAAGGUGUAGAUUGUUGAACGUGUCUACCUUAAAGCGCUCUUCACGCCAAGGUUUGGGUCAUUCAAAUGUCGACCUUAAAGUGCUCUUCACACCAAGGGAUUGAUCGUCGAAAUGCCGACCUUAAAGUGCUCUUCACACCAAGGUU